AUGGCUUCCCGGGACUCCAUCAGCGAAGCCGAACUCGACGAGAUCCAUGCUUUUGCCGUGCAGCUGGCUAAAGAUGCUGGUCGAAUGCUACUCGAAGCUGUUGACGCUCGCUCAGGCAAGACCGGCCAAGCAGGCCAUGUAGAGAAAGAAUCAGCGGUGGACCUGGUAACACAAACGGAUGAAGAUGUCGAGGCUUUCAUUCGCAACAGUGUACUUGCAAAGUAUCCUUCACAUUCAUUUUGUGGCGAGGAGUCGUAUGGCAAAGGGAGUUCAAAGGAGUACCUCAUCCCCAGUGUCGGCCCAUCCUGGUGUGUCGACCCGCUGGAUGGCACUGUGAACUUCAUCCACCUUUGCCCAUUCUACUGUGUCUCAAUAGCCUUCCUGUGGAAUGGAGAGCCCGUUGUUGGCGCGAUCAACGCCCCAUUCCUCCAUCAACUAUUUACUGCAUGUCGUGGGAAAGGAGCUUUCCUUAAUGAGUCCACACGGCUUCCUCUCGACCGAAAUCCUAUACCGCCUCUCCCAGAAUCUGCUCCAAAAGGGUGUGUGUUCUCUUGCGAAUGGGGCAAAGACCGGAGAGACAUGCCAGAUGGAAAUCUUCAUAGAAAGGUCAAUACCUUCAUGAACAUGGCUGCAGAACUCGGCAGUCGAGGCGGCAAAGGCGGCAUGGUUCAUGGCGUUCGGAGUCUUGGCUCUGCCACGCUAGACCUUGCUUAUGUCGCCAUGGGGUCUUUUGACAUUUGGUGGGAAGGAGGCUGUUGGGAAUGGGACGUCGCUGCUGGAAUAUGCCUGUUGAAGGAAGCCGGUGGUCUGGUCACCACAGCUAAUCCACCUACCGACAGUACCGAUACUCAUGUUCCAGACACCCAUCUUGGAAGCCGUCUAUACCUUGCCAUCCGUCCCGCUGGAGACUCUGCCACCGAAACUGGGCGUCAAACGCAAGAACGUACAGCACGAGAGGUGUGGCGUCGGGUACAAACAUUGGACUACUCUCGUCCAGGGAUUUGA
Ramularia collo-cygni is the source of this 1005-nucleotide messenger RNA. RefSeq names its product related to quinic acid utilisation protein QUTG (inositol-1(or 4)-monophosphatase). The coding region runs from base 1 to 1005 and encodes 334 amino acids. Gene Ontology annotation, molecular function: inositol monophosphate 1-phosphatase activity. The record is from RefSeq and is a predicted model, not a curated record. Lineage: Eukaryota; Fungi; Ascomycota; Dothideomycetes; Mycosphaerellales; Mycosphaerellaceae. The transcript has 5 exons. Gene Ontology annotation, biological process: phosphatidylinositol phosphate biosynthetic process; signal transduction; inositol metabolic process.